Brassica rapa (field mustard) is the source of this 1828-nucleotide messenger RNA. RefSeq names its product 2-oxoisovalerate dehydrogenase subunit alpha 2, mitochondrial. Gene Ontology annotation, biological process: branched-chain amino acid catabolic process. NCBI's taxonomy places the organism in Eukaryota, Viridiplantae, Streptophyta, Magnoliopsida, Brassicales, Brassicaceae. Gene Ontology annotation, cellular component: oxoglutarate dehydrogenase complex. Gene Ontology annotation, molecular function: oxidoreductase activity, acting on the aldehyde or oxo group of donors, disulfide as acceptor. The record is from RefSeq and is a predicted model, not a curated record.
UUUGACACGAUGGACGUGAUCACAAUUCCCAAAGUACAGUAGAAAGAUUCCACAAAGUAGAUUAAGGAAUCAAAUCAGUACGAAAAAUCAAAACACACUCAACAACCUCUCUCUGUCUCUCUCUAACACAAGACAUCAUCAUCUUCUUCUUCGUGUCUCUCUAUUUUCUCCUUACCAAAUCUUCUCUUCUAUCAAAUCCUUAUUGAAAUGGCUCAGCAUCUGAAAUCUUCAUCGAAAUCGAUUUUACUCAACAUUCUCAGACAUAACAUCGGGUUCAGUUCUCCAAGCCAUGCGUCUCGCCAUCUCCGCCACAACCUACCGCAUGGUCCUCUUAGUACGCGACUCGCACCAAAUUUAAUCACUCGUUAUUGUAACACCAUGGUGGAUACGCUCUCAAGUAUUGGUUCACACGAAGACACCAAUAGUCAGGUCAUGGAUUUCCCUGGAGGAAAAGUAGCUUUCACACCUGAGAUCCACUUCAUAUCAGAAUCCAACGAAGAGCGUGUGCCUUGCUACCGAGUUCUCGACGACAACGGCCAGCAACUCACCAACAGCCGGUUUAUUCCGGUUAGUAAAGAAAUUGCGGUGAAAAUGUACAGCGAUAUGGUGACUCUUCAGAUGAUGGAUAACAUAUUCUAUGAAGCUCAAAGACAAGGCAGACUCUCCUUUUACGCUACUGCUUUCGGCGAAGAAGCUAUUAAUAUUGCUUCGGCUGCUGCUCUCUCACCUGAUGAUGUCAUCUUCCCUCAGUAUAGAGAGCCUGGUGUUCUACUAUGGCGUGGCUUCACGCUUCAAGAGUUUGCAAACCAGUGUUUUGGGAACAAAUCUGAUUAUGGAAAAGGCAGGCAGAUGCCUGUUCACUAUGGCUCUAACAAGCUUAACUAUUUCACCGUCUCAGCCACAAUAGCUACGCAGUUACCAAACGCGGUUGGUGCUGCUUAUUCCUUAAAGAUGGAUGAGAAGGAUGCAUGUGCGGUCACGUUCUUUGGCGAUGGUGGCUCCAGUGAGGGAGACUUCCAUGCUGCUUUGAACUUUGCAGCUGUGAUGGAAGCACCUGUUUUGUUUAUCUGUCGGAACAAUGGAUGGGCGAUUAGUACUCCAACCUCAGAUCAGUUCCGAAGUGAUGGUGUAGUGGUGAAAGGCCGUGCUUAUGGGAUUAGGAGUAUACGUGUGGAUGGAAAUGAUGCGCUUGCUAUGUACAGCGCGGUGCAUGAAGCUCGCGAGAUGGCGAUUAGAGAACAUAGGCCAAUCUUGAUCGAGGCCUUAACGUAUCGUGUAGGACACCAUUCAACGUCAGAUGACUCCACUAGGUACCGCUCUGCUGAUGAGAUAGAGUGGUGGAACAAAGCAAGAAACCCACUGUCUAGGUUUAGGACUUGGGUUGAGAGUAAUGGCUGGUGGAGUGAUGAAGCUGAAUCUGAUCUGAGAAGCAAGAUAAAGAAAGAGAUGUUAGAAGCUAUCAGGGUUGCGGAGAAGACUGAGAAACCGAAUCUGAAUCACAUGUUCUCAGAUGUGUAUGAUGUUCCUCCUUUGAACCUCAGGGAACAGGAACUUCUGGUGAGGCAGGCGAUCAAAAGUCACCCGCAAGAUUACCCAUCCGAUGUACCUCUUUAGUUUGACACUUAUCAAUGUUGGGAUUGUAAAAUCCCGUGUCCAACUCUAUAUUAUCCGAUUAGUACGAUAUUGUCCACUUUGGGCCUAAUUGGCAAGCCCGCAUGGAUUUACUUUUGGUUUCCAUCCCAAAAGGCCUCGUACUAUUAGAGUUGGACAUCUCUUUAUAUAUUAGACACUCCUUGUCUAAUUCUCCAAUGUGGGACUUAGUUUGUUA